Messenger RNA from Ipomoea nil (Japanese morning glory), 1418 nucleotides. RefSeq names its product leucine-rich repeat extensin-like protein 4. Lineage: Eukaryota; Viridiplantae; Streptophyta; Magnoliopsida; Solanales; Convolvulaceae. The transcript has a single exon. Gene Ontology annotation, molecular function: protein binding. The record is from RefSeq and is a predicted model, not a curated record. Bases 142 to 1275 code for a protein of 377 amino acids.
UAAAAAAAGUUAAUGAUCCAUAUUAAGCAAAAGCUGCAUAAUUAACCAGAAGACUUGGGGAUAGGAGUUUGAAAAGGAGAGAGGGAAAGCUCCCUACAAAAACCAGGAAGCAGGGAUGAUCAGUCUGCAGAAUUAACCAUAAUGGCUUCUUCACUGCCCUUUUCCUCCACUGCCAGUGCCCUGGUUCUUCUGCUGCUAACUCUUUCCUCCUUCAAGAUUUCAUCGAAUGCCGCCCUUCAUCCCCGCCACCCAUCCACCAAUGCAACAGCGAGCCCCCCGAGGCUUCAGCAGGCCUAUGUGGCUCUCCAGGCAUGGAAGAAGGUGAUCUACUCUGAUCCCCACAACAUCACUUCCAACUGGGAAGGAACUUCAGUCUGCAACUACACAGGCAUUUACUGUGCCCCAUUCCCUAAUGACACUUCAAUCCAAGUGGUGGCUGGGAUUGACCUAAACCAUGCAGACAUAGCCGGUUUCUUGCCUGAUGAGCUUGGCCUCCUCACAGACCUUUCACUCAUCCAUCUAAACAGUAACAGGUUCUGUGGAAUCCUCCCCGAAACUCUCUCCAAUCUCGCUCUUCUCUUCGAGCUAGACCUCAGUAACAACAGAUUCGUAGGCCCUUUCCCUUCUGUAGUCCUGUCUUUGCCUUCCUUGAAAUACCUUGAUCUUCGUUACAAUGAGUUCGAGGGGCAGCUGCCCUCGGAGCUCUUCAGCAGAAGCCUCGACGCCAUCUUUGUCAACAACAACCGCUUCUCUUCCAUGAUCCCAUCAAACCUCGGGUCAAGCUCAGCCUCUGUUGUCGUGUUUGCCAACAACUUCUUUGGAGGAUGCCUUCCCCCUAGCAUAGCCAAUUUCGCCAACACCCUCGAAGAGCUCUUGCUCAUCAACACCAGCUUAUCGGGCUGCCUGCCACCCGAAGUGGGAGAUUUAUACAAACUGAGGGUUUUAGAUGUUAGCCAUAAUGAUCUGAUAGGGCCAAUACCUUAUAGCAUUGCAGGGCUGUCCCACUUGGAGAUCCUAAAUUUAGGCCAUAAUAUGUUCAGAGGAAAUGUGCCAGAAGGGGUCUGUGACUUGCCCAACCUAUCAAACUUCACAUUAUCUUACAAUUUCUUCUGUGAAGAAGAUGGGAUCUGUAGCAACCUUACAUCAAAGGGUAUCAUGUUUGAUGACCGGAGAAACUGUUUGCCCGAGAAGCCAUUGCAGAGAAGCAAGAAGGAAUGUGAGGCAGCAUAUGAACACCCUGUAGACUGCCUUGCUGAUGGCCACUGUGGUGCAUGAUCUUUCCUGGAUAACUUUUUUUUUUUUUUUUUUUUUUUUUUCCCGCAUUCUUGAUUUCUCUUACACUAUUUAAGGACAGCAAAAUAAUGAUCAAAAGCUUGGUUUCAGCUAAUAUUUUAAAUGGAUUUUAGCAGAUUUGUAUA